Messenger RNA from Synchiropus splendidus (mandarinfish), 4943 nucleotides. It is a transcript of the gene nnt, whose product is annotated as nicotinamide nucleotide transhydrogenase. NCBI's taxonomy places the organism in Eukaryota, Metazoa, Chordata, Actinopteri, Syngnathiformes, Callionymidae. The record is from RefSeq and is a predicted model, not a curated record. Gene Ontology annotation, cellular component: mitochondrial inner membrane. Gene Ontology annotation, molecular function: NADP binding; NAD binding. Bases 107 to 3370 code for a protein of 1087 amino acids. The transcript is spliced from 22 exons. Gene Ontology annotation, biological process: proton transmembrane transport; NADPH regeneration.
UAUUUCCGGGUUAGCGAAAGUUCGCCUGUGCUGCACAGAAAGCCAGGACUGUCUGCAAAGGAGGACUGCCCUCUGUCCCGUUGUGCUCCUGGUGUGUGUGUGCACCAUGGCGAGCCUUCUGCGUGUCGUGGCAACCAGCUGUUCUGCUCCCGUGUUGGCUGGUGUCUCCAGUGUGAAGCUUCAAAGCGGCCAGAAAUUGAAAAUAUCAUGCCUGCGCUUCUUCAGGACCCACCAGGCCCUCGGAAGGUGUGCAAGUCCAGGAAUUCCUUACAAACAGCUGACGGUGGGCGUUCCAAAAGAGAUUUUCCAGAAUGAGCGACGUGUGGCUCUGUCUCCCGCCGGCGUCCAGGCGCUCAUCAAACAAGGCUUCAACGUUAUUGUGGAGUCCGGCGCUGGAGAGUCUUCCAAGUUCAAUGACGAGCACUACAAGCAGGCUGGAGCUGCGAUCAAAGAUAUCAAGGAUGUCUUGUCCUCAGACGUGGUAGUCAAGGUGCGCGCUCCCAUUUUCAACCCUGCUUUGGGCGUCCAUGAGGUGGACAUGAUGAAGGAGGCCGCUACUUUAGUCAGCUUCAUCUACCCGGCUCAGAACCCGGAGCUCAUGGACCUGCUGUCACAAAAGAAGGCCACAGUGCUGGCCAUGGACCAAGUGCCCAGAGUCACCAUCGCCCAGGGUUACGACGCCCUCAGCUCUAUGGCAAACAUUGCUGGGUAUAAGGCAGUUGUGUUGGCAGCCAACAGCUUUGGUCGUUUUUUCACUGGUCAAAUAACAGCAGCAGGGAAAGUUCCACCUGCAAAAGUGCUGAUUAUUGGAGGUGGAGUGGCUGGACUGGCAGCAGCUGGGACAGCCAGGGCCAUGGGAGCCAUCGUCCGAGGUUUCGAUACCAGAGCCGCAGCUUUGGAGCAGUUCAAAUCUUUGGGCGCAGAACCUCUUGAGGUUGAUAUUAAAGAGUCAGGAGAAGGCCAGGGGGGCUACGCCAAAGAAAUGUCAAAGGAGUUCAUCGAGGCUGAGAUGAAGCUGUUCGCCAAACAGUGUCAAGAUGUGGACAUCGUCAUCAGCACUGCUCUAAUCCCUGGAAGGCGCGCACCAAUCCUCAUCACCAAACCAAUGGUUGAAAGCAUGAAAGAUGGGUCGGUGGUGGUGGAUUUGGCUGCUGAGGCUGGAGGGAACAUCGAGACUACAGUUCCAGGAGAGCUUUCUGUGUACAAGGGAGUGACCCAUAUUGGCUUCACGGACCUGCCAAGCCGUCUGCCAACCCAGUCCAGCACUCUGUAUUCCAACAAUAUCACAAAGCUGAUGCGAGCUGUCAGUCCAGACAAGGAUAACUUUUUCAUGGAUGUGAAGGAGGUGUUUGAUUACGGAACCAUGGAUCAUGUUGUCAGAGGGUCUGUUGUCAUGCAGAAUGGAAGAAACCUGUUUCCUGCACCUCAGCCGAACAAUGUGCCUGUUGCAGCGCCUCCAAAACCAAAAUCUGUCAAAGAGUUAGAGGCAGAAAAGGCUGCUCAGGUGUCUCCCUUCAGGGCUACACUCACCACUGCCGGCGCUUACACUGGAGGUAUUGCCACCUUGAUGGGUCUCGGUCUGGCAGCUCCGAAUGCUGCUUUCUCUCAGAUGGUCACCACCUUUGGACUGGCUGGGAUUGUGGGAUACCACACUGUGUGGGGCGUUACUCCAGCCUUGCACUCUCCUCUCAUGUCUGUGACCAAUGCCAUCUCAGGGCUGACGGCUGUCGGAGGUUUGUCUCUAAUGGGAGGCGGAUACACUCCAUCAACGACUGCACAGACACUGGCUGUGCUCGCUGCCUUCAUCUCCUCAGUCAACAUUGCUGGUGGCUUCUUGGUGACUCAGAAGAUGUUGGACAUGUUCAAGCGUCCCACAGACCCUCCAGAGUACAACUACCUCUACCUUCUUCCUGGAGGCGUUUUCGUUGGCGGCUAUGCUGCCGCUCUGCAGUCGGGAUACAACAUUGAGCAGAUGAUGUACUUGGGCUCUGGUCUGUGCUGUGUCGGAGCCCUGGCUGGUCUGUCGAACCAGAGUACUGCCCGCUUGGGAAAUGCCUUGGGAAUGAUGGGAGUUGCAGGAGGAAUUGUUGCCACUUUGGGAGCUCUGAAGCCAAGUCCCGAGUUGCUGGCACAGAUGAGUGCAGCAAUGGCUGUUGGAGGGACAGCUGGUCUGACUAUUGCCAAGCGGAUCCAGAUCACUGACCUUCCCCAGCUGGUGGCAGCCUUCCACAGCUUGGUCGGGCUGGCUGCUGUGCUGACUUGUGUGGCUGAGUACAUGAUUGAGUAUCCUCACUUUGCCACCGACCCUGCCGCUAACCUCACCAAGAUAGUGGCAUACCUUGGAACCUACAUAGGUGGAAUCACUUUCAGCGGCUCACUGGUGGCGUACGGCAAACUGCAAGGGAUCCUCAACAGCGCUCCCCUGAUGCUUCCUGGACGGCACGCGUUGAACGCCAGCCUGAUGGCAGCCAGUGUUGGCGGGAUGAUUCCCUACAUGAUGGAUCCCAGCUACACCACAGGCAUCACUUGUCUCGGUUCCGUCUCGGCGCUUUCAGCAGUCAUGGGUGUAACUCUCACUGCUGCCAUUGGAGGCGCCGACAUGCCAGUGGUGAUCACCGUGCUGAACAGCUACUCUGGCUGGGCGCUGUGUGCAGAAGGCUUCCUGCUCAACAACAACCUGCUCACCAUCGUUGGAGCUUUGAUUGGCUCAUCUGGAGCCAUUUUGUCCUACAUCAUGUGUGUGGCCAUGAAUCGUUCUUUGGCUAAUGUGAUCCUGGGAGGCUACGGCACAUCUUCCACUGGAACUGGGAAGCCCAUGGAGAUCACAGGAACACACACCGAGGUCAAUGUGGAUCAGACUGUCGACAUGAUUAAAGAGGCCCAGAACAUAAUCAUCACUCCAGGUUACGGACUUUGUGCUGCAAAGGCUCAGUACCCAAUUGCAGAGCUGGUUAAGAUGCUGAAAGAUGCUGGAAAAAAUGUCAGGUUUGGAAUUCACCCAGUGGCUGGCCGUAUGCCUGGUCAACUCAACGUGCUGCUGGCUGAAGCUGGUGUUCCGUAUGACAUCGUCCUGGAGAUGGAAGAGAUUAAUGAAGACUUCCCCGAGACUGACUUGGUCCUGGUGAUUGGUGCCAAUGACACGGUGAACUCGGCGGCUCAGGAGGACCCCAACUCCAUCAUCGCUGGUAUGCCGGUGCUGGAGGUCUGGAAGUCGAAGCAGGUGGUUGUGAUGAAGCGGUCCUUGGGAGUGGGCUAUGCUGCGGUGGACAACCCCAUCUUCUACAAGCCCAACACAGCUAUGUUGCUCGGUGAUGCCAAGAAGACAUGCGACGCCCUGCAGGCCAAGGUCCGUGAGUCUACGAGCCAGUAAGACUCAGUCACUUGAAGGAGGGAGGAAAAAUGCAAAGCUCUCCAACAGAUGUGCGUGGUUGACCUUUUCCUGUCGUUUUCUUUCAAGAAGCGUCUUCACCUUAUUGACAAGCAAACCUUGGUAACCAACCUAAACAGACAUUUAUUUUUCUUUUCUAUUUCCCCGCUGAAGAUAGUAGAAGGAGGGUGCGUCAUCCUCCUUGUCAACAGUCAGAAAUGUAGGUUCGUAUAAAUGUCAAAUAGCUAAUGCGACAAUUGUGAUAUUUAAAAAAAAUGUAACAGUAAGACAUUUUAGUUUCAUUGUAAGAAAAGCAGAAAUCACCGUCAGCUGUAAACUCACUACAUUUUGAUGUAACGGAAACAGUGUUGCAUUUUUGCGCCUCACGGAUACUUACUUCUGUAACAACACACCGAUCUGAAAACACCACGUCAGUUGAGUGUGUUCGCUGAUCACACACAGCUCCAAACACAGUUAACUAUCGAAGUGAACUCAGGCAGCAGCAAUAAAACAACUGGGUAUAUUAUUGUCUGAGGUCAAAGCUGCCGUGCCCACGUUGGGUUAUUGACAUGUUUUUGGAGCAGAUGUGUUCUAGAUAUUGCAGCACAAUUAGCAUUUGGCUAGUUUUUUCUCCCCCCCUCCCCUCAUCCACUCCAAUAUCUGUGUCCGCAUUGUUUGUGUAAAUGAAGGAUGAUGUGUAAAGGAAUGUCCAAAGUGAAUGUGACUGUCAUUGGGUGUGGAGAGCCUGCAGUUGGGCACAACUCUGAAAUUUAGUACAUGGAUUCAACGUAAAUAAAUACUGCUCAUCGCUUUAGACACAAGUAGAGGUGCACAGAUGUUAAGCUACUGUAGGACAACUAACGUAAAAGUAUAUGAUUGAAAACCAGUAAUAGCCCCCACUAUACACUUGUCUUUCCACAGCUGAGCCAAUCCAAAUAAAAUCACUAGGCACAUCGGUGCGGGGAGUUUAGCUGCUGCUUGGGUUGGACUGCUGCCCUCCUUCCAUUCAUUCUUGCUUUCUUCAUUUUCACGGUCAGCAUUCAGACACUGAGGUGACUUUCCUGGUUCGUGGUCUGGGGAACAAAGUGUCUAUAUACAUGUACUGUAAGGAGUGGAAUGCUGAGGUGAUUCCUGCUGAGCUAUCUGUACAUUUGUAUCAUUUUCACUGUGGGACCUGAUGUGUUGACCAACUCUCCUACCUCACCUCUCCAUAAAAUGACCAACUUAUUGUCUCAAUUUUUCCACUUCCGCCAUUUUUGCUGAACCAGAUUUUGACCAACUGCAGUCCAGUCGGUGCACAUUGCCUCGCUAGCCAUCGAGCCUCAGUCUGCUUGUUUUCUGUCACUGCGUGGAGCCCAGUCGACUUAGAUCCAACGGUAAAAUCUGACUGGAAUGGUCUGCUUUAUAUUUCUAUUCGGCCUGCAUUUUGAAAAUUUUACAAAGGGAAGACUUGUGCAGCGCUACCAUGAAUUGAAGGUGUAUAGAGUUAUAGGAAGAUGAAAUGAACUGUGAAUGUUUUUUUCCCAUUUUAUGUUCAUGGACUUUUCAUCCCUAAUAAACGUAUAUUUACACUUGA